Messenger RNA from Verticillium dahliae VdLs.17, 2472 nucleotides. Its product is annotated as ubiquitin C-terminal hydrolase. NCBI's taxonomy places the organism in Eukaryota, Fungi, Ascomycota, Sordariomycetes, Glomerellales, Plectosphaerellaceae. The transcript has 4 exons. Gene Ontology annotation, biological process: protein deubiquitination. Gene Ontology annotation, molecular function: cysteine-type endopeptidase activity; cysteine-type deubiquitinase activity. Gene Ontology annotation, cellular component: nucleus; cytosol. The record is from RefSeq and is a predicted model, not a curated record. Bases 1 to 2472 code for a protein of 823 amino acids.
AUGAAGGGCAGGAGGCUCUUCAGUGUCAAGGAUCGGGAGAAGGACAAAUAUGGCUCUCACCGCAGGAACAAGUCGUCAGAGCCGGGUCAUAAGAACCGCCCUCUCUCUGCCGACAACUUCUUCUCGCUCUUCAAGUCCGACGCCUCCCGCCAAAUAAACAGCAGCCACGAGGAUAAAGCUAAGAUUGAGGACGUAUUGCAGCUCCUUGCCGAAGACAACCCCGAAUAUACCAAACACAGCAUUUCUCCCGAUCACAUUCGCCAAGUCCUCCACAGCUAUUAUGCGGCUGGUGAUGUCAGGAAAGCCGCCGAAUUCAUACAGAUGCAGAGCGAUGCGAGUGCUGGCAAGAUCUACCCAUACAACCCUAAUGUGCAGAUGAGCGGCGCCGAGAACAGGGAGGCUGUGACCUGUUACCUGGACUCUUUGCUCUUCUCCAUGUUCGCACGGAUGGACGCUUACGAAGGCAUGCUCAAGCAUGAAUUCACCGACGAACCGCGGCGGAAGUUGGUCACGCUUUUGCGACUCUGGGUCAAUAUGCUGCGGUCGGGCAAGUUGAUUUACACAGACAUGACGAAACUUAUACAAGACAGCCUCGCUGAGUGCGGAUGGCAAGACGCCAAAGAACUGGAGCAGCAGGACACAUCCGAGGCAUUUGCUUUCAUCACGGAAACCUUGCAAUUACCCUUGCUACAACUACAAGUCGACCUAUUUCACCAGGGCAAAAACGACGAUGAUGACCACAAGAUAGUCAACGAACGUCUUCUCAAUCUUGCUGUACCCCCAGAUCCAGAGGGCAAGGGACUUCGUCUCGAGGACUGUUUAGAGGAAUAUUUCAACACGCAAGUCGAUGUGCUCCGAGACAGCAACCAGGAGGAGAAGAGGGACGCAAGACGGCCGACAACGUCUCGACUUAAUACGAUUAGAGUCGUGACGCAGAACGAGGAAACCGAGUCGCCUACAAAAGCAGUUGUCGUCUCCCCAGUUGAAUUUACACCAGUACUGGAUAGGAGGCCGACGGAGACUGCCAAUGGCUUGAUCAACGGAGAGACGGCCGAAUCUUCGAGACCUGCCGCUAGACACCGUUCCACCAGCGUGAUUCAGCAUGUUCUUGUGGACGGAAAAGGUCGGCCAGCAGAAACGGACAACUCCUCCCUGCUCGAGAGGGCACGACGCAAGAGCUCGACCGUUGUCAAGGCUGUGACUAUUCCAGCGUGGCAGUUCUUUCGACUGAUUCCUUGGCACUCUGCAGGAAAUAGCGAGCCUCAGAAUGACCAGGAUGUGGCGGUCAAAUUCUCUCAAAGGCCAGUAGUCGGCAUCUGCUUGAAGCGCUAUGGCCUUUCCGAGAGAAUGGUCCCCCAACGCCUCAACACAUUCAUCGAUAUCCCAGACAGUCUGCGUCUGCCACACUUUAUGCUAGCGGACGAAAAGCACCUAGAAGAGGACCCGAAUGGGUUUAGUACGGAGUACAAGCUCGUGCUGCAGUCGGUGGUCUGCCAUAGGGGUGAGUCUGUGAAUAGCGGCCACUACAUUGCAUUCUCCCGAGUUGCGCCAAAGCUCCUCACGGAUAACCGAAGACACGAUCUCGAUCCACCCCCGGAUUAUGAGGAGGCGCAGUGGGCUAAAUUUGACGACCUCCAUAUCGACAGCCGAGUCACGUAUGUUGAUGAUAUCAAACAAUCAAUCAAGGAAGAGAUGCCGUAUCUUCUCUUCUACCAGAUUGUACCUAUGAUGGAAGUAGUGUCUGCGGACGAGACUGAAACGGAACCACCUUCCUAUGCCGACUCGAAAGCAAGCAUCGCCACAUCGACAGAUCCCAGCCUGGCUGACAGCGGGCAUAUGGGAACUACUGGGUCCUCCAGCGGUGAUUACUUCGAGAAGGCGACGAAAGCGCAGGCCCCGAGCAUUCGAUUCUCGUCAGAUAUAGAGCGGCCCAGCCGUGACAGCAUCGAAGACUUGGACCCACACUCCAAGGACUCUCGGCGCACGAGCAUCACUCCGCUGGAGUCCGUGAUUGGUACGCCAGGCAGAACGCCCGAUACCGCAUCUCCGGCAGUCACGCCGAACGAAGAGACGACGCGUGAGCGCUUCUCACGUGCGGCUGCCUUGUUCUCAAACAAGUCUAGGAGUCGCCCCCCUAGUCAGGCGGGCGAAGGGCGCAUCAGCCUCACGAUGGGCCGCCUCGGCGGCUUCAUGCGGCCAAGCAAGGAGAUAUUGCGAGACGGCAAUGCCAUCGGUCACAUUGUCAGCGCGCCGCCCGUACCGAACGAGGCCGGCCCGACGGAGGUGACGGACAGGCCAUCGGUAGAUCUGCCACGCCCGUCGUUUGAGUCAGAUUCCUACCCAGAUACUCGGGCAGACGUCAAAUCAGAUGUGACGGCCACGCCCAGGAAGCACAGGCACGAGCACGGACACAAGCGCGGCAAAUCCAAGGUCAAGGGCGUACAGCCUGAGCGAGAGUGCAUUCUUAUGUAG